This is a messenger RNA of Hydractinia symbiolongicarpus, 322 nucleotides long. Its product is annotated as splicing regulatory glutamine/lysine-rich protein 1-like. Bases 60 to 305 code for a protein of 81 amino acids. The transcript has 3 exons. NCBI's taxonomy places the organism in Eukaryota, Metazoa, Cnidaria, Hydrozoa, Anthoathecata, Hydractiniidae. Gene Ontology annotation, molecular function: RNA binding. The record is from RefSeq and is a predicted model, not a curated record.
AAAUUCCAGAGGAGGUUGAAUGUCAGCAUUUACUCAACACAACAAACGCAUAUGCCCAAAUGACAGCAAAUGGGUACUUAUCACAAGCCUUCCCUGUUGAAGAUGUACCCACAAAUAUACCAGGUUUGCCUCCACCACCGGUGAUAACAUGCACCACAGAUCCGAUGGAGUUGGAAGAAAUUAAAAGGACAAUAUUUGUAGAAAACAUUCACGACUCGAUUACCUCUGAACAGUUAAUGGCAUUUUUUUCUGGAGUUGGUGAAGUUAAAUAUAUGCGACUUUGUAAAUCUGAAGAACAAAAGUAAGUUGAUUCGAAGUUAAA